AAGAAAUGGAACAAUCGAACCCACAAUGCACCCGUGCAAAAUGGCGGACUUUUGAAAGUUUUUCGCGACGUUUCUCGAUAUUAUCUCAUUCCAUAAACUAUUCCAGCCACUCAACUCGAUACCAUUAACACUAAGUUUGACGGAGAUAUCCAUGGCGUCGUUACGAGAACGUGCCAUCAGUCAGAACACGCUGGUGUGCCUGCUCCAGGCGAUACAAGGCCACGAGACCACGGUGGAACUGCGAGACGAAGCUUCCGUGUUCGGGCUGAUCGUGAACGUGGAUGCCUUUAUGAACACCACCAUGAAAUACUGUACCUACACGGACCACAGGGGGAAAACAAUGCAGUUUGAUGACUUUUAUGUGCAGGGAAGGAACAUAAGGUUUGUGCAGAUCCCUGAUGCAGUAAACAUGAUGGAAGCUAUAGAGUACCAGCUGGGCUCCAUCGAGCGCCGCCGGACCCAACACAGUCAGGAGAGAAAGAAGAUGAUGGCACUCAGGGAGGAGAGGAGGAGAAAGAGGGAAGCAAAGUCCAAGAAGACGUGAUGACGCCUUCUCCUAGGAUCAUGUUAUCUAUGUCUGUGUGUGCCAAAACUUAAGGAUUAUGUGAUGGUCACAUUUCUUGGUCAAGCUAUUUGUGAAAAAAAUGUACACAAAAAUUGCUCAUGACUGUCCUUCUUUUUAAUGGUUAUGUUGUUUUGUCUCGUCUUCUAUAUCAUACUUUUUUUAUUUUCUUCUAACUGCCCUCUCGGCCAGAUGCUGGUUUGGAAAUGUGACUGUGACAUGCAGUGCUUAGUGACAUCAAGAAAGACAAUGCAAGGUUUGAAUAUUAUGGUAACUUUGUAGACUUGUAUGUACAUACAGUACUGUGCAAAAAAUAUACUGUUUGACACAGUAAUGUGGCAAAUGGAUGAUGUGUUGUUGCACCCAUUUCCAAAAUCAAAGCCAGAUGCUUCAGUAUCCGCUUUUGGGCAUUGUCUACACUAUUAAGUAUUAUUCUGUUUUUUUUUUCUGUACACAUUCCUAUAUUUCCUACAUCAUUCAUGACUGCAUCAGACUUGUGUAUGUGCCAAUGGCAAUGUGAAACAUAGAAUGAAAUUGUUGAAACAAGAUUGUUGCAAUUUUGUCAAAUGUGAUCUAUAAAUACCCAUUGUGAAUGAUCUCUUCCUAUCACACAAAGGCUAUUCUCCAAGGAGAGGUUUGUUGCACAUAAGUGGUAAACCACCUUUAGAUUUUACACUCCAGUUUUGUACAGUAAUCACAUGGAGGUUAGAAUAUAACUUUUCAACCUCCUUGAUUAUCACAAGCUGCCAUAGACUCGACUGCAAGAUUUGAUCCAUUCACCCUCAGGUUGACCGCUACUCGUUUCGAUAAGUGUACUUGGUUCUUUGAAAUGCUAGAUCACCUUUGGUCUCCAACAUUUUGCGCUGGGCAUUAAGUGUAAAAACCAAUGCUUGAUUUACCUGACUCGAGUUAAGUAGAUAUGGUGUCACGUGUCUGUUGUAAGGGCACAGCAUUGAACUCAGAACCUUUAGAUUCUAAGUCAAGAACACAACCUAUGCAGGACUGCCUUAGGCCUAAGAAAAAAACGUGUUUCCUGUUUCCCAACCUACCCUAGACAUCUGUGGGGGGGUGGACAUAGUUUCCAGUUUGGAUUUAUUCAGCCUGCUUCCUAUUCAUGUAAAAAAACUGACAUCUAUCUAAUGAAAGACGUAACCACAGAUUUGUUACCAUUAUGCAAAAAAUUGAAGUUUGACAUUAAAAAUAUAAGUGUCCUCAUGCAUUUCGGUAUCCAUUUCAGUUUUACUUUGUUGAUCUGUAUUGUACAACUAAAUUUUUGGUGAAAAGCAAUUUUAAGAAAAAAUUGGGUAAUCCCU
Messenger RNA from Branchiostoma floridae (Florida lancelet), 1875 nucleotides. RefSeq names its product U7 snRNA-associated Sm-like protein LSm10. NCBI's taxonomy places the organism in Eukaryota, Metazoa, Chordata, Leptocardii, Amphioxiformes, Branchiostomatidae. The transcript is spliced from 3 exons. Gene Ontology annotation, biological process: mRNA 3'-end processing by stem-loop binding and cleavage. The record is from RefSeq and is a predicted model, not a curated record. Gene Ontology annotation, molecular function: U7 snRNA binding; histone pre-mRNA DCP binding. The coding region runs from base 152 to 544 and encodes 130 amino acids. Gene Ontology annotation, cellular component: nuclear body; cytoplasmic U snRNP body.